AUGAACCCCCCACCUUGGUCUCUCCUCCGUCUCCAGUUAUCAGAGGGGGAGAGACAAGAUAUCAUAUUUGUUUACCAUGGUAACGCUGAGGAGGACGUACGCUUCACACCAUCCACAGGACCACUCUGCUUGAACUUAGGACGUGAAACCCGGUCGUGGCGUAGCGACGCCGGAUUCGAUUUGGGACGGUUGACAACCGCUGCUGAAGCAACCCGGGCUCGUCGACGCGUUGACGAUCCAAACCUCUUACGGGCCCCAUCCGUCAGAGAUGGAAUUGACCCGGUAUCCCUAAUCGGGCGAAUCAGGAGGGUCGUUUCCCAACUUCCGUCUAAUCGGCCUCCCCAUCUCAUCACCGUAUUUCAAUCUUUGACUAUAAUUGCCGGUAUUUUUACUAUGGUCAUGUGGGCUACUGUAACUUUUAGUCCAAAUACUAUAGCCGCGUGCAAGAAUGUAUUUAGAAGUCGCUCAAGCACCCAUUCAAAAUUAAACCCAAAUAGUAUAGAGCCGACAACAGAGCCAACAUCUGCUCGGCCCCAUACUCUGAUCAAAACUAUCCCGAUGGCAAGAAACUUAAGGGGGUUACUUCUCGAGCAUCACAAGCCUUUGCAUGACAGUUGGGCUGCCCUCGAUGAGCAAUUUGAGCUGGAGGUGGAGACAGCAAUUAAUAAAUUGAACUUGCUCCUUACUCCGUCGUCAGCACUAAACCCACCAAGCAAUGUUUACUCUGCCGGCGACUACGAAGCAAGUCCGGCAGAGAUUCUCAAUAUGCUAAACGCUUUGCACAGUAACCUCCGGCGACAUGGACAGUAUAGGGAGUCUUGGGAUAAUGAGGCGUUAGCUAAGUGGAUAAAUAUGGCAGCAUGGUGGAGCUGGGGGGAGCCCGAUUUUGACCCCUGGAACUACCUACCGGAAUCAAUCUCAGGCAACAAUACCGCCACCAUCCUCAAUACUUUUACAUCGGUCAUCGAGCCGCAGAACUCUCGCGUUUAUCACUUAGUAGACGAAGUUCUCUGUUCUGGCUACGACAGCUUACUUCCCUGGCAAGGCAUGCGCUCUCACUACGCGCAAGCUCAUGACAGCUUGGCCUUGCUUCUCCAAGAUAUUGGCGGUAUUCUACCUCCACUGGCUCGUAGGGAAGAACAACGGUUUAGUAAGAAAGGAGAGAUAGACAACCUCGUCGGGAAAUUUUUAUCGACUGCUCAAUGGGCUUAUAAGACGGCCCAGGUCGGGUUGAGCGCCGCGCAGACACUUGAUGUAGAGAUAGGGUCGAUUUGCGCAACAAUUACGCAAGCCGCCAAACUGGAAUGGCGAGUUCUAGCUCGGGAUAAUAGCUUGUUAUUUCACCAAUUCGUGGCGGACAAUAAUAUAGACAACUUGAGAGAAGUAUGGCUCACAUGGCCACCUACUACCGAAGCCGUUUCUGAUCUCACAGAUGCAACAAGUAUUGUUUGGGGCAGCCGUUUCCGGAAUCGCUGA
Daldinia vernicosa is the source of this 1476-nucleotide messenger RNA. RefSeq lists its product as uncharacterized. Bases 1 to 1476 code for a protein of 491 amino acids. Lineage: Eukaryota; Fungi; Ascomycota; Sordariomycetes; Xylariales; Hypoxylaceae. The transcript has a single exon. The record is from RefSeq and is a predicted model, not a curated record.